UCCUGCCAGGUGUCUCAGUCUCCGUCAAACCGAAAAUCUUCAUCCGUGGAUUCACCGUCUCUGAUGGAGAAGAGCGAAAACGGAGGAGGAGGAGGAGGAGGAGGAGGAGGAGGAUACCACCGGGCGGCCAAGCGGGUCCGGACGGAGGAGAAUGCCGGCGCGGAGGAGCUGGAGGACGGGGAGGAGGAGCAGGAAUCCACCGGAGAGGAGGCAGCGGGGAGCGGAGGCUCCGACAGCAGGAGCCGGAAGAUCGGAGGGAAGGAUGGUGCGGGGGACAGCCACCGCAUCCCCCCGUCCCCGGUCGUCCACGUCCGAGGGCUCUGCGACGCCGUGGUGGAGGCUGAUCUGGUGGAGGGACUCGACAAGUUCGGCAACAUCUGCUACGUGAUGAUGAUGCCGUUUAAGCGCCAGGCUCUGGUGGAGUUUGACAGCGUGGAGAGCGCCGAGCGCUGCGUGUCGUCUGGAAGCGUCUGUAUCGCCGACCAGCAGGCCUUCUUCAACUUCUCCACCAGCCAGCGGAUCACCAGACCCACCAACGCAGACGACCCCACCAGCGGGAACAAGGUUCUGCUGCUCUCCAUCCAGAACCCGCUGUACCCCGUCACCACCGAUGUCCUGUACACCGUCUGCAACCCCGUCGGUAGCGUCCUGCGCAUCGUCAUCUUCAAACGCAACGGCAUCCAGGCCAUGGUGGAGUUUGAGUCUGUGGAGGACGCCAUGAAGGCCAAACUGGCUCUGAACGGAGCCGACAUCUACGCCGGCUGCUGCACGCUCAAGAUCGAAUACGCUCGGCCCAACAGACUGAACGUCGUCCGCAAUGACAACAGCAGCUGGGAUUACACCAAACCCUUCCUCUUGCAGCGAGAGCGGGGAAAGGGGAGGCAGCGGCAGGCCAUCCUGGGAGAGCAUCCAUCCAACGGCUACGGCCAACACUGCCCCCUGCUGCCUCUGCCUGCUAACAGCAGGUACAGGAGGAGCAGUGAGGAGGUGCAGGACAUGGUCUCCUACCCGCUGCUCCUCCCUAAGACCUCCUCCUCCUCCUCCUACUCGUCCUCCUUUAGGGGCCACGCCGCCUCCAGCUCAGUCGCCAUGGUGAGCGGCCUCCAUCCCGCCAAGAUGAACUGCAGCUGCAUCUUCAACCUCUUCUGUCUGUACGGCAACGUGGAGAAGGUGAAGUUCAUGAAGAGUGUUCCCGGCACGGCGUUGGUGGAGAUGGGAGACGAGUACGCCGUGGACCGAGCCGUGACUCACCUCAACAGCAUCAAGGUGUUCGGCCAAAAACUCAACGUCUGCGUGUCCAAGCAGCAGGCGGUGAUUCCCAGCCAGGUGUUCGAGCUGACCGACGGCAGCAGCAGCUACCAGGACUUCAGUCUGACCAGAAACAACCGCUUCAGCAGCGCGCAGAGCAGCAGGAACAUCAUCCAGCCGCCCGCCGCCGUCCUGCACUUCUACAACGCCCCGCCCACCCUCAGCCAACACCAGCUGCACAAGCUCUGUACUGAACACAACGUUCCCGCCUUCACCAAGUUCAAGGUGUUCGACGCCAAACCAGCCAGCUCCAAGACUCUGUCCGGUCUGCUGGAGUUUGACAGUAAAACUGAAGCUGUGGAGACUCUGACCGUCCUCAACCACCACCAGAUCAGAAUACCCAACAGCUCCACCCCCUUCACCCUGAAACUCUGCUUCUCCACCUCCUCCCAUCUGUGAGCCGGAAACAAGAUGGCCUCCAAGGGCCCCUCCGGUCCUGCAGGAAGAAUCAGAGAGGACGUUCUAAAAAGAGAGAAGGAGGGACAGAAGAUUUGAGUGUGUGAAGGGAUGACGUUAGUGUGUUUGCUGUUUGUCCGACUCACAGUGGAGCAGGGAGCGAUGGAGUCAUGGACUGAACGAAGAGGACUGAGCCUUUUUCCUGAACGACGUCAGCAGCCUGAGAGGAAACCUUCCGACUCCAUCCUCCACAAAACACCCUGAAGAUAAAGAUAUGUAACUCUGUAGGGAAGGAUCGGGAUGUUGAACAAAACUCAGGGAGGAUUCAGUAAAAAGUGUAAACCAAUCAGAAAUCAGCCAUUAAAAUAGAGAGACUGUUACCACAAGAUAUUUGAACAAUCAACAUGUUUUUAUUUUUAUUAAUAUGGGAUUUCCUUUUUUGAAUUUAAAGUAAGUUAGUGUGACUUCAUUUAACUUGCAGAUACAUCAGUUUAUGUUGUGACGAUGUAAUUAGCUCCAAAGUUAGAUUGACUCAUCUGAACCUCCGUUUUCUUGUAAUCGCAAAGACAUUCGUUCAGUUCAGCGUGUCUUCCAAAUGUUUUAAAUGUUUGUGUCUCCUCUGUAACUGAACUUGUUUCUGAAUUACUUUUUGUUUUUAGAAUAGUUUGAUUCUCGGUUGAUGAGCUGACUGAUACCAUCGUAGUUUGUGGUGAACUCUGCAGUUUUCAUUCUAGAUGUGUGAACAGACUUCAAAGCACAAGAUUAUUCAUGGUCAGUGUUCAACCCGCGUUUACACGAGAAAUCCACUUUGAGGAUAAAACCCUUUUUAGUUUUAGUUGUUUGUGACUUUUUAAGUAACAACGCUUUUUGUUCAACCCGUUCUCACCAUCCCAAGAUCAAGAUACCCUAAAGGUAGGUCUGGGAUAUUUAACAGAAAGGUCUGAGUAAGGAGGUGGUUGCGUAGGACGGUGGGCCGACUUUCAACCAAGCGUUCAUUCGGUGUGAAACAAGAAGUUAACAUUGAAUGUUUUUAUUUGAAGUUACGUAAGUUGACAUCCAUAAUGUAGUUAUUUUAACCCAAACCAUGAUCAUGAGCGGAACUCGCUCUAGACUUAAAAAAGGAGAUUAAUGGCGGGAAUUCCUGGAGCUGGACCGCAAUUACCAAGAUCUUUAUGAUGUCUUAUUAAAAUCACAACCUGCCCGAGUGUCGCUAUGUUUGCUUUGUUUACAAAUUCGAAGGUUGUCAAGGACUAUGAUCCGGUGUCAGCGAGGGGUGAGCCGGUCCUGAUCUGCCCCCUGGUGGAUUCACGUUUAAUCCUCCUAGUACGCGCAAAGUACUCGAAGCAUGUGAACAAUUCUGUUUGCAACAAUCUCGUUUGCAACGCUGACGGGGGUUCGAAUCCACUGCGAGACACCAAUGUGUCCCUGAGCAAGAAGACGCUUAACCCCUCGUUGCUCCAGAGGCGUGUGACCUUUGACAUGUAUAGCCAUUGUAAGUCGCUUUGGAUAAAAGUGUCAGCUAAAUGAAUAAAUGUAAAGUUAUCGACGUUUAGGGCUCUGCAGUCAAGUUUGCAACGGUUAGCAACAAUAAAUAUGCAAUAAUAACGUCCGGUUAGACUUUCAAAAUAAACCUUUAACGCUGCUAAACAUCGCCAUCUUGAAACGGCACGUUGUGAAAAUUGUGAAAUGUUGCAAUUUGGUUUGGGCAAUAAAAGUACCUGGUUAGGUAAGAUAAUGGUUUGCGUUAAAAUAACAACGUACGUCAGUUAAAAUGUAAGUGUAUUACAUGUUACUCUGUCCUUUCUGUUAAAUAUAUCUUUACCGCUACAGGGCUUCCCCCACUGCUUUGAACUAUGACGGUAAGGGGCUCCCUAGCGCGUUAUGAACUGAUGUCGGCGGGUCUUGACCAUGCAUGUGACAAGUUGAGAGUGAGAAGGGGUCGACCACUGCAAAAUAGCGAUGUUUCGUGACAUUAAGUACUUUCUUUUUAAAGUCUAACAGGAUGUUGCAUAUUUAUCCUUGCUAACUUGACUGCAGAGCCCUAAACGUUGGAAAAGAAUGCUAAAGAGUACACAGGGCGUUCAAAAGCGACGCCCAGGGGUCUGACCAAGCGUCCGUGUGUGAGGGGUCGGCAGUGAGAACGUGCUGGGUUCUUUUUGUACUCACUCAGUUACAGUUUUUCUCAUUCGCUUUGGUGCAUUUCUUGAGUCAUGCGGUGGGUUAGACUGUAACUGGCUUAAAAUCCUCUCAAAAGUACAUCUUUGUGUCAGUGUUCGUGUCAGUGCAUCAGAAUGAUGAGUCCUCGUGUGAUUGGUUACAAACAAGUGACCCAAAGUGUUUACUGUGUUGUCAGUAUCACAGUGUACUCUGUAAGUGUUUUCUGAUUUAUCCUUGAAGUUUGGAUGACAAGGCUGCACUUUAUUCUGCAUACAUUAAUUUCAACAGUACAAAGGUACACAUUGCAAGAGAUUGGACAGGAUUCACAGUUAAUGUUUUAAAAUGUACGAAACGUGAUGUUUCAGAUAAUCAUUUGCAUUAAUGUGCUAAAACAUUUGCAAGUGUGUGACGAGGUCAUGAUGUGGAGACUGAACAAGUACUUUCACUUCUGAUCUGAGAAAUGAACCAAAGCGACUGAGAAAAGCUGUGAUUUGAUUCUCAUGUGGUUCCUGAAAUUGAUUAUAGCCUGCAGUAUCUGUGACUGAAGAACAUUGAAUCCUUGUAGCACCAUGA
This is a messenger RNA of Micropterus salmoides (largemouth bass), 4434 nucleotides long. Its product is annotated as heterogeneous nuclear ribonucleoprotein L-like. The record is from RefSeq and is a predicted model, not a curated record. The transcript has 13 exons. Gene Ontology annotation, molecular function: mRNA binding. Gene Ontology annotation, biological process: mRNA processing; regulation of RNA splicing. Bases 64 to 1707 code for a protein of 547 amino acids. Gene Ontology annotation, cellular component: nucleus. NCBI's taxonomy places the organism in Eukaryota, Metazoa, Chordata, Actinopteri, Centrarchiformes, Centrarchidae.